GACCAGGUCAACUGUCCAUUUUAUCUUAAAACAGGGGCAUGUCGAUUUGGUGAUUCAUGUGGACGGAAUCAUCCAUAUCCCGAGAAAAGUGUUACCAUUUUAAUUAAGAAUAUGUACGAGGGUAUGCCGGUUCAAUUGGCGGACGAAGAUAAUGACGAUAAUUUGGAGAUUGAAGAAGCCGAGAAAGCUAUAAACGCGACCAGAGGGCGAUGGUAUGCAGGAAAACAACUGAUUUGCGAAUACUGUCCAGUCACGAAAUGGAAGUCAGCUAUAUGUGGAUAUUAUGAAAGAAACAAGUGUCCAAAAGGAAUUCAAUGCAACUUUUUACAUGUUUAUAAAAACCCGGGAAAUUUAUAUGCUGAAGCAGACAAAGAUUAUGAAUAUCUUUCAAGGAAAUCAUCAGUGGAUAUUGCCGAAUCAACAACACAUCCGACUGUUACACCGGUGGACGAAAAAUCACAAAGUCUAAUCUUAUCAGAAUCUUCCAAUGUCACGAAACACGCUCGGUCGCCUAGUCGUGAUGAGAGUCAACCUAACCAUCCAUCUAGUCACGAUAGAAGUCGAACGCGCAGCCAGCAUAAGGGACGUUCGCCAAGAUCUACAUUCAAACUUAAUAGCGAAAAAUCUCGGCAUCGUAGUCGAUCAAGGUUACGGUCAAAAUCUCGUUCUCGAUCUCCCAAGAGAAUAUCGCGUGAAAGAAAUCGUCACGGAAAAGGUCGUAAUCACAAAUGUUCGAGUAAGGAUUACAAUCACGGACAGCAAGAUGUAAAAAUCUAA
Acaulospora morrowiae is the source of this 777-nucleotide messenger RNA. The record is from the annotation of a GenBank genome assembly. Lineage: Eukaryota; Fungi; Glomeromycota; Glomeromycetes; Diversisporales; Acaulosporaceae.